Molecule: messenger RNA, 1384 nt
Organism: Stegastes partitus (bicolor damselfish)
Lineage: Eukaryota; Metazoa; Chordata; Actinopteri; Pomacentridae
Product: voltage-dependent calcium channel gamma-4 subunit-like
Exons: 5
Coding region: 1-1374 (457 amino acids)
Biological process (GO): neurotransmitter receptor transport, postsynaptic endosome to lysosome; transmission of nerve impulse; positive regulation of synaptic transmission, glutamatergic
Cellular component (GO): AMPA glutamate receptor complex; postsynaptic density membrane
Molecular function (GO): voltage-gated calcium channel activity; channel regulator activity
Source: RefSeq, a predicted model, not a curated record
AUGGAGGCAAAAGGGCGAAACAUGCCCCCAGAUGUUAGUUUCCUUCCCCGCCCAGCGAUGGUGUGGUGGGAGCGAGGCAUCCAGGUGCUGCUGACCACCAUGGGAGCGUUUGCAGCGUUCGCCCUGAUGACGGUGGCCAUCGGGACGGACUACUGGCUGUACGCCCGGGCCUUCAUCUGCAACAGCACGGCCAACUCAUCCCAGGACGAGUCCAACAAUAAGGACAAGAAGGACCCUGGGGCUCUCACCCACUCCGGCCUCUGGAGGAUCUGCUGCCUCGAAGGCCUGAAGAGAGGUGUGUGUUCCCAGAUCAAUCAUUUCCCUGACGAUGCAGACUACGACCAAGAUGCCGCAGAGUAUCUGCUGCGUGUAGUGAGAGCAUCCAGCAUCUUCCCCAUCCUCAGUGCCAUAUUGCUUCUGCUGGGUGGAGUGUGUGUUGCCUCCAGCAGCUUCUACAAGAGCAAAAGGAACAUAAUACUUGGUGGAGGGAUUCUGUUCGUGGCUGCAGGCCUCAGCAACAUCAUCGGAGUGAUCGUGUACAUCUCAGCAGCACUGAGCGACAUCUCUCCCAAGAAGGACGAGGACAAGAAGUGGCACUACUCGUACGGCUGGUCGUUCUACUUCGGCGGUCUGUCCUUCAUCUUGGCCGAGAUGGUCGGCGUCCUCGCUGUCAACAUCUACAUCGAGAAAAACAAGGAGCUGCGGUGUCGCUCUCGCACCGACCUCUUCAAAAGCACCACGCACGCCAUGCUGCGCCUCCCCAGCUACCGCUUCAGACGGCGCUCUCGCUCCAGCUCGCGCUCCACCGAUCCACCACGUUCACAGGAGACCUCGCCCAUCGGAGCUUCCAAGACCUUCAGCCUGCCGCCGUCUGCCCCGCCAUUCUCCGUGGCCACUCUGCCCAACCCCCACCACACCAGCAGCGGUGGAAGCGGAGGAGGCGGCGACAUCUCCAUGUACACCCUGUCGAGGGACUCCAAGCUAGGCAGCCUUGGAGGAGGCGCCCCACCUCUCUAUGGCACGGUGGACCGCGCCACGCUCUACCAGCUCCACAACUACUUUCCUAAAGAUUCCAGCGGCAGCGGCGGCGGCGGCAGCGGAGGAGGAGGCGGAGGCGGAGGAGCAGUGAUAAGCAGCGGUACACUCCCAUCUCACUCUAAAUCCAACUUGGCGGCGGCGGCGGCAGCUGUAGCCCAGAAUGCAGCACCGCUGAACACCACCACAUCGGCCGCUGCGCCGGCCCAACCAGCCCCGAUAUCCACAGCCACCAUGGAGAGGGACAGGGGCAACGUGGGAACCCUGGACCGACUGACAGCCAAAAGGGACAGGGAUAGCAACUCAGAUACACUAAACAGGAAAACUACACCAGUUUAAAAGUAAACCU